Molecule: messenger RNA, 3702 nt
Organism: Neohortaea acidophila
Lineage: Eukaryota; Fungi; Ascomycota; Dothideomycetes; Mycosphaerellales; Teratosphaeriaceae
Exons: 2
Coding region: 1-3702 (1233 amino acids)
Biological process (GO): carbohydrate metabolic process
Molecular function (GO): hexosyltransferase activity; UDP-glycosyltransferase activity
Source: RefSeq, a predicted model, not a curated record
AUGGGCCGAGAUGUAGCAAUCGCAGAGGCGGAAAGAGAAGAGCAGGAUCGCCAGGACGAUGUCCCACCACCACCCUACGGAGAACAACUGGGCAGAAUCAAGAGCCAGCACCAAGGCUUCGGCACCAAUGCAAACGUCGGAGACGACGGUCGUGUCAAUAUCCGCAUCGAUCAACGAAGCUCAUCCCUCUCGAAUAUCCUUGCGCCGGCGCUACGCCACCAAGAGGAAGCUCGAGACGAUGAGCCUGCCCCGCCGCCACCAUACAUUCCUCCCUCUCUUGGUGGUGAGGAGGGCGUACCACCUCCACCGCCAAUGACUGUCGUCAUCCAAGUGGUGGGGUCGAGAGGAGACGUGCAACCAUUCGUCGCGUUGGGCAAGGUGCUACAAGAAACCUAUGGACACCGCGUGCGACUAGCAACACAUCCCGUCUUCCAGCAGUUCGUCACCGAGAAUGGACUCGAAUUCUUCAGCAUUGGUGGAGAUCCUGCACAACUGAUGGCAUUUAUGGUGAAGAAUCCCGGCCUCAUGCCUGGAUUCGACAGCCUGCGAAGUGGUGAUAUUGGCAAUCGACGGAGAGAAGUGGGCGAGUACUUACGAGGGUGCUGGCGAUCAUGCUACGAAGCGGGCAACGGACUAGGACCGGCCGCCGCGGAUGACACACUCGAGCAAUACUCAAGUGAAGCUCCAGAGGAUGUGACAGAUACACCCUUUGUCGCCGACUGCAUCAUUGCAAAUCCGCCCAGCUUCGCACAUGCACACAUUGCAGAGAAGAUGGGCAUUCCCCUCCACAUCAUGUUCACAAUGCCCUACUCUCCCACCCAAGCAUUCCCGCACCCUCUCGCCAACAUUCAGUCAUCCAACGCGGAUCCAAAGUUGACAAACUACAUCAGCUACUCGCUCAUCGACAUGCUCACCUGGCAAGGCUUGGGCGAUGUCAUCAAUCGCUUCCGGCAGAAGAGUCUCGGUCUCGAGCCUGUCAGCCUGCUCUGGGCGCCCGGGAUGUUGCAGAGGCUGAAGGUGCCGCACACGUAUUGUUGGUCGCCUGCGCUCAUCCCCAAGCCUAAGGACUGGGGCCAGAAUAUUCACAUAUCCGGCUUCUUUUUCCUGAAUCUAGCGUCCAACUACACUCCCGAGCCCGACUUGAAGGCUUUCUUAGAUGCCGGUCCGCCUCCUGUCUACAUUGGCUUCGGCUCGAUUGUGCUGGAUGAUCCCAAUGCCAUGACAGAGCUCAUCUUUGAAGCAGUACGCACCACCGGUCAACGAGUACUUCUCUCAAAAGGCUGGGGUGGUAUGGGCGCAGAAGAGCUCGGCAUCCCGGAGGGUGUCUUUAUGCUUGGCAACGUCCCACAUGACUGGCUCUUCCAGCAUGUCUCCUGUGUGAUUCACCACGGCGGCGCAGGUACUACAGCUGCGGGUAUCACAGCUGGCAAGCCGACAGUGGUGGUACCUUUCUUUGGCGACCAGCCCUUUUGGGGGUCGAUGGUAGCCAGAGCUGGAGCAGGUCCAGAGCCACUUCCACACAAGGAGCUGACCGCCGAGAAGCUGGCAGACGCCAUCAACUUCUGCCUCAAGCCCGAGAGCCAAGCCAAAGCCAAGGAGCUUGCAUCAAAGAUCGCAAGGGAGAAAGGCUCUGAUGUCGGCGCGCAGAGCUUUCACCAAAUGCUGGACGUCGAUAAGCUGCGAUGCAUGAUCGCGCCGAGUCGACCGGCGGUAUGGCGUGUGAAACGGACUCAAGUCAGGCUGAGUGCCGUGGCUGCCUGCACUCUGGCUAACGAAGGUCUGCUCAGCUUCAGCGACCUGAAGCUCUUCCGUGCACGAGAGUAUGAGACAGAGGAUGGACCAUGGGACCCGAUCACAGGAAGCUCCACGGCCAUUGUUGGAACCGUGACCCAAAUGAUGAUGGGAGUCGCCGACUUACCGAUCGAGACCCUCAAAGCACUCAACAUCCAUCCCGAUGCCCAAAAGAAGAAGCGAGCGUCUGAAGCUGGCCAGGAUCUUGCAGAGAAUAGUGAGACAACCAAGGAGGGCACGACACAGUCGUCAGACCAAGACUCUGCCGGAACAGAGACUGCCAUCACUAGUGAAUCCUCCACGCCAGCGUACAGCCGCCAGAACUCUUCAGCACCGACCGUAAGGUCAUCCGAUUCGGCAAGCAAUCGCCAUCUCUCCGGUGCGACGGAACCUCAACGCCCCCGUGGCGACUCUCUCAAAGAGGCCCUUAGUGGUAGACUAAACGAACCAUCUCCGGCCGCAAAGCGUUCUGCAUCCGGGAGUUCGAGUCGCUCUGCCUCUCCACGCGGUGAGCCUACCAACUAUCUGGAGACCGCGGUCGGUACCAGCAAAGGCGUUGGACGCAUCUUGAGCGCCGCCUUCAAAUCCCCCAUGGAUACCUCAUGGGCCCUUGCGAAGGGCUUUCACAAUGCACCUAAACUGUACGGAGACGACACCGUGCGCAAGACUGAGCAGAUUACAGAUUUCCGGACGGGCUUGAAAGCGGCCAGCAAGGGCUUCGGAUACGGUUUGUACGAUGGCAUCACGGGAUUCGUUACACAGCCUGUGCAAGGAGCGCAAAAGGAAGGCGCUGCUGGCUUUGUAAAGGGCUUUGGAAAAGGACUGGGCGGCAUCGUGUUGAAGCCCAGUGCUGCCUUUUGGGCGAUUCCCGGCUACACGAUGAAGGGCGUGUACAAAGAGCUGAAGCUACAGAGUGGCAGCAGCGUGCAGAACUACAUCAUCGCCUCGCGCACCGCGCAGGGCUGGGAUGAAUGGAGUCGCUGCCCGGAAGACAAGAGGGCAAUCAUCGUGCAGCGCUGGAAGGGCAUGCAAAAGGACAUCAAGAAGAAGCGCAACCCGGACGAGAUUGUCCGCGAAAUCCUGGACGAGAAGAGAAGGAAGGCGCAGGAUUGGAAGCAGGAUCUCAAGGCCGGAUGGGAAGAGAAGAAGUCGCGCAGUCGGAACAGCAGCAUUGCCCGAGCUCGUACGGGCUCCACUGGUGCUUUCAACCAGAGUGCCACCACUCCUGGUAUGCACGAUCAGCAGAGUGCGGCUUUGCAUGACGAAGCCCGGCCGACAGGACCGCCUCAUGCCCGGACGUACGAGGAUCGAGCAUCGCAUCUUUCUUACGACGAACUUGACGAAGCCAUCUCGCAAUCCGUCCAGCAGACCUCGAAAGGCAACCACAACGAAGACGAAGCCGUGGAGAAGGCCAUUCGCGCGAGCAUGACAGAGCUGUACAAAUCCCGGACGCCUCACUCGAGCACCCAAGCUCCCUCGAACGAUGAUGACGACCCUGAUCUGAAGAGGGCUCUGGAGGCUAGUGCCGCUGAAGCCCAAAAGCAGGACAAUCAAGCAGACCCGCUCUACGACGAAGAACUGGAACGCGCGCUGGCGAACAGUCUUCGAGAACACCGGCGAGAGUUCGACAGUAGCGCCGACACGGAGGACGACGAAGACUACCAGCGCGCAGUCCGCGAGUCACAGGGCGAUGGGCCAAUCACUGCGAAAGCUGGCGGUGGGGAGAAGAGCCAGGCGGAGCGCACAGAGGAGGAGAUUGUCAUGGAGUACGUGAAGAAGCAGUCGCUGUUGGAGCAGCAGCAUCGGCAGUCUGCGGCGUCCAAGUCGCCGGGGAAUGAGGAGGAGGAUGAGGAGUUGCAACAAGCGCUUAAGGCGAGUAUGCAGGGCCAGGCUGGGCCUUCCAAUACUUGA